AUGCCAGAUCUUUAUCAGGUGUUUCCAGGUUCUUCUUACCUCUUGUAUGCUGGUCAAAGUGGUUUCAGGUUCUUUUUGUAUGCUCUUGUCUUUGAUCAUGGUAAUAUUUCAAUAGAAAAGCUAAGCAGAUACAUCAGGCUCCGUUGUGGCAGAUCCGUAGGUGGGGAGAAACUGUCAGCAAAUAUUAUUGGCUUAUGGUUUCAGUUCAGCUGUAAAUGUGGGGUGGAGUAUAGUUGGUUGCUUGUUCUUUUGCUGGUUAUUGGGAGGCUUCCAUCAGCUCAUCAUGAUUUGGCUAUUGGAUGGUUAUAUCUCUCUUCUUUUCUUUUGUCUGGAUUAGUUCAUUCUGUUUGUUGGUCUAAAAAAGCUCAUGUGCGAAUAGACCUUGUCCAUCCUGGUUUGUUUCCAGCUAAGGUUUGUUGGGUUUCAAAUACCAUGUUCCAUCAUAAUGUGAAUAUUUUGUCUUUUUCUCUUGCUGAUAGGUCCAAGAAAUCUUGUACGUGGAUUGGACCUUUGUCCCUCUUUCAUGGCUUUUCUGUGAUCUUCUUUUAUGGUUCAUCCACUUGUACCAUCUACGCUCUGCUGUUGAUAUAUGGGGAAGAGAUCUGCUUGUGUUCUUUGUUGAUAGGUUUUUUGAGUGCCAAAGAUCAUGAUCCAGGCAUCUUGCUGUUAUUCUGCCUACUCAAUUUGGUUUCUAUAUAUAUGAAAACUUGUACUAUUUCUGUCUGGAGGCUUGCUGAUUGGAAGCCUGUCAUGAUGAGAACUUUUUGUCUUGUUCUCUUGGUGAUAGGUCUAAGAAAGCUCGCGUAUGGAUUGAUCUUUGUCCUUCCUCAUUUGUUGCCAUUUCUGGAUUUUCUGUGGAUUGUUUCCGUAAGCUUUCUUUUUGUGGUAAAAGAUUUCUUCAUGCCGCUUUUGCUGAAAAAACAACACAUGGUUGACACUUGCAGUCUAAGAAAACAUGCAAGUGGAUCAGACUCCAGUCCUUCCAAUGAUAGGUCUAAUGGAACUCACAUGAAUUGGAUGGUGUCCUUCCUGGAUAAUUGUCUUGUUGUCUGGUUUUGUUUGGAAAGCUUAACGACGUGGCCUACCUGUUUCUCCAUACAGAUUUUGCAGGAAGAAGUUAAACAACAUAAUGGACCCUUGAAAUUUUUUUUAUGGUUUUACAGAUCAAAAAACUUACGGUUGGCACACCAGCAGAUGAUUAGGUUGUUGGGUUCCAGAUACUCUAAUCCAGGCAUCUUGAUGACCUUUCUGGUUUUUCUUUGA
This is a messenger RNA of Lactuca virosa, 1263 nucleotides long. NCBI's taxonomy places the organism in Eukaryota, Viridiplantae, Streptophyta, Magnoliopsida, Asterales, Asteraceae. The record is from the annotation of a GenBank genome assembly.